GUUAUUUUCUUUUUACAAGUGCAGAUAACUGCAGAUCUGUAUAACUGCGCAUGCGCGUCUUCGCGGUCACCUGGUGCUGCAGCCCAAAACAGACACGACCUACAGCUGUUGUGAGUGACCCAAUUACCCUGCAGAAAACUGCCCUCCAGGGUGUAUAUUUUACAGAAGAGUGUGUUGCUGAUGUGAAGAUGGAGGACCAGGCUGUGGAGCUCUGAGCCUCCCAUGGCUGUCAGCACCAUGGACUCGGAGUCGUCCAGGACCCCUCAGCCUGCGCCCGCCCUGACAAAAGGAAGCUACUCCCUGCUGUCCGCUCGAGCUCUGGGUGCCAGGCUGGGCACCCAAGGGAAACACUAUUUUUGCGGCUCGGUUGCAGCUUUUACCAACAUCGUGGUGACUUUCCCCAUCCAGAAGGUGCUGUUCCGCCAACAGUUACACGGUGUGUUGGCCACUGAGGCGGUGCAGCAGCUGCAGAGGGAUGGGCUGAGGAAUCUGUAUCGGGGUCUGCUGCCCCCGCUGCUCCAGAAGAGCACUACAGUGGCCAUCAUGUUUGGCCUGUACGAGGACUUCUCUAGAGUCUUACUAGACCGGGCCGCUGGCAGCGGUAUACCGGAGCUGGCAACCCGGAGCUUUGCUGCAGCGUUGGCAGGAACCGCAGAGGCCGUCCUGACGCCGUUUGAGCGUGUGCAGACUAUUUUACAAGACCAUCGUCACCACGGGCGCUUCAAAAACACAGUCCACACCUUCCGGACACUAGUGACUGAGCAUGGUGUCAGAGAGUGCUACCGUGGCCUGGUGCCUAUACUUAUUCGUAACGGCCCCAGCAAUGUGCUCUUCUUCGGGCUCCGUGGGCCCAUCAAGGAGCAGCUCCCAGAAGUCGAUAGCCGGGCAGGUCACAUGGCAAGUGAUUUUGUAUGUGGAGGGUUGUUGGGGGCAGCCCUUGGCAUUAUGUUCUAUCCCUUAAAUGUGGUCAAGUCCCGGGCCCAGUCUCAGGUGGGUGGAGCCUUCCAGCCUUGCAGGCAGGUGCUGCUAACAGUGUGGAGAGAAAGGGGCGGCAGUGUUGCCAUGCUCUUCAGAGGGGCCACUCUCAACUACCACCGUUCACUGCUCUCCUGGGGGAUCAUUAAUGCCACCUAUGAGCUGCUGCUGAAGGAGCUGUCAUAAUAGAGAUAUAGACAGCGAGAGAAAGCAUUUAAAGGGAAAAACCUGUGUAAAGUGCGAGUCAUUUGUUGAGAAGAAAGGAAACCGUCAAGUAAAGCCGAUGUACUUGCUGUCUGGCAGCAUUUUUUGGGGGCACACAGACUGAAAGACUGAAGCAUAGUUGCACUUCUAACAGGGGCCAACAGUCAGUGUAAGAUAACCCACCUGCCACAUGCCAUGACUAUUUACUGUUGUCAGUAUUUAAAACAAGACACGAGCUUUAGCCUAUACAAACUUGUGCCAGGGUCCAAUUAAAAUGCCCUUGUUUGCUCUCUGUUCAAACAUGUUGUUGAGCAAACAACAUUUUAGCGCUUUUUUCCCACAGUUUCAAGCAAAAGUUAGUUCAAUAGAUUAACUGUUUCGUCGUAUGUGCUGUGCUGCUUUGUGGACAACAUGCGUCUGUUUGUUUGACCAAGAGUAUUUCCUCUGUCAGGCUGCUUUCUGCUCCUUAACUCAAACACUUUUGUACUUUGACAACGGAAAUGCCCCAAGAUGUUCUGGCAAGAAGAGUGUAAUCAAAUAUAGAGUUGGCUGUAUUAUUUCUAUUUGUCCUCCAUUAAACUAUUCAGCCUAUAUAAUUAUCAUAUGAUCAAAAAUCUAUCAUUUCAGAAAUUGUUGAAAUAAGUGUGAGUGAUGUAUGUUCUUGGAAAUACUGUCAGGCUUUUUUAAACAGUUCCUCCUUUUACACAUGAUUUUUGUUUUGUUUGCCGAUUCAAAAUGUAAUGUUAUUUCAGGCACAAUUAGUCUUUGUUUGAUUCAUGAAGUGCUCCUGGCAUGUGUUGUUUGAGUUUUGAGAAGUGCCCGUUGAUGUCAGUAAAACACAGUUACACCCAGAUCUUGUCUUGUUUGUAAUUACAAAGGAAACCUCUGUUCAAUCUUCACACCACAGAACAUGUUUGUUUUUAUUUUAUUUUUAUUUUACAAAACCUUUGCAGUUCCAGAAGAAUACCUUUUGAAAUUAAUUUCACAUUUUCUGCAUUUGUUAAUAUUUGGGCAUUUAUUUUGUUCAUUGAUUUUUGAAAGUAGUGCUCUUAAAUUUAUUUUUCCUUUUUUAUAAACUUCAAAUAUCACCUUUUUAUACAUGUAACCUCCCUCUUUCCCCUCUUUUUAAAUCUUUCUUCUCUCACGCUUGCUCUCCUCUCUGUCUGUAACAUCUGUUGACAUAAUGGGCUCAGAUUUCAAGCUUGAGUAGACGCUGUCACCAUGCAGCAGCUCUCGCUGGGUACGUCAGCCCGAAGAGGAAAGGCAUGCUGCCUGGACAUUGAGUGAGAGAGAGACUGAACUGAGUAAUGGUGCUGAGAGAAGACUGAGGCAGAGGGUCAUGUUGAGUGGCACAAAAAGCUCAAGCUGCCGUGUAAAUGGAUCACUUGGCCUAUUUCUCCAAUCCUUUUCAUUCUCACUGUCCACAGUGUGCUGUUUCCUGAGCAUCUUUCCGGGAUUUUCCAGGGCUUUCUCUUCAAUAGUAAGACUUGAAUUAUCUCCUGAAAGUGGGACACCUUCAUUAAUGUUAAAUAAUGCUGUUUAUAAUUGCUAACUUUUCUGUAGCACGAGUCACCAAAUCACUAUGAAAACAUAAAAUGACUAAUUGCAACCAAAUGAAAGGUUUAAACAAUCUAUUAAACGAGUUGACAGUGAA
Molecule: messenger RNA, 2833 nt
Organism: Notothenia coriiceps (black rockcod)
Lineage: Eukaryota; Metazoa; Chordata; Actinopteri; Perciformes; Nototheniidae
Gene: slc25a51b
Product: solute carrier family 25 member 51b
Exons: 2
Coding region: 223-1161 (312 amino acids)
Biological process (GO): mitochondrial NAD transmembrane transport
Cellular component (GO): mitochondrion
Molecular function (GO): NAD transmembrane transporter activity
Source: RefSeq, a predicted model, not a curated record